AAUAAGCAGUAUUUCAUUUUAAAAGCACAAAAAAGAAAACAGAAUAAGAAAAGAAGAUGAAUAAGACAGAGGUCUUGUGUUACAGGUUGACGUUGUAUCAGGGGUCCAAGCACUUUUCAGGAAGUGUUCGCAAAUCCACCUGCUAAAACUGACGUGUGACCUAAAUUGUGAAAUAGGUUAUUUCUAACCAGGUCUGACUGUGACAUGAGCUGCUCACUUCCUGUAACAUCAGGAGAUUUAGAACUAUGAAAUAAUAUUGAUAAUGCUGGAAAUGAGAAAUGAAAACUUGUCUUUUGUCUCAGUGAACUUUAUUUAAGCCUUAAAUAAGUCUUAUUUAUCAUUUAACUCUAAAAUAAUUACCACUCACUAACGUGGUUCAUAUCGACAUCCUAAAGGACUGUAAAGGAAAUGUUAUAUAAUACACGCUCACCAUCCACUUUAUUAGGAACACCUGUACGACUGCACAUUCAUGCUGUUAUCUAAUAGUUAUCCUAUCUAAACUGUUAUCUAAUCAGCACAACGCAUAAACUCAUGCAGAUGCAGGUCAAGAGCUUCAGUUAAUGUUCACAUCAAACAUCAGAAUGAAGAAAAAGUGUGAUCUCUGUGACUUUAACCGUGGUGUGGUUGUUGGUGUCAGAUGGGCUGGUUUGAGUUUUUCAGAACCUGCUGAUCUCCUGCUGGGAUUUUCACACACAGCAGUCUCUAGAGUUUUACACAGAAUGGUGCGAAAAACAAAAAACACUGAGUGAGCGAGAGUUCUGUGGGUGGAAACGCCUUGUUAAUAAGAGAGAUCAGAGGAAAAUGGCUGAUUGGUUCGAGCUGCCAGGAAGGUAAGGUAGUAACUCAAAUAAUCACUCUUUACAACCGUGGUGAGCAGAAAGGCAUCUCAGCAUGCACAACACAUCGAACCUUGAGGUGGAUGAGCUACAACAGCAGAAGAGCACAUCAGGUUCCUCUCCUGUCCGCCAAGAACAGGAAUCUGAGGCUCUCAUGGGAACAGACUCACUGAAACUGGACAGAUGAAGAUUUAGAUUAAAGAUUAGAACAAAAAUCACCUGGUGUUUUUCCAGUUUUCAGCUGUUGGAUGAGUCUGUGGCCAUAACGAUAACACCAUAAAACAAUGAAAUAAAAAAAAAAUCCCACACAGUUACCAAGAUACAUAAAGAAACGGCUAAAGAUACAUAAAGAAACGGCUAAAGAUACAUAAAGAAACGGCUAAAUGAUCAUGUGCUCUGAGAGAAAAUGAGCAGGAAGUUAAAAUGUCAGUGUGUCAGUGUCGAGUCGUGUAGCGAAGCCAGAGGUGAUGUUUACUGGAAUACACACCAGACACCUUCUCUGUGGUGUGUGUGUGUGUGUGUGUGUGUGUGUGUGUUUGAGUAAAUCCACACCGUCAUGCCUGCUGAUUCAUCUGCACAGAGAGCAGAGUCAGAGAGAGGUGUGUUUUUGGUCUUGUUUAAACAAAACUCUCAGCUCACAAUCUUUCCUCCUGCUCUCAGUCCUGAUUGUGACACACUGAAGAAUGUAAAGCACUCACUUGCUGUUCCAAUACUUUCGGAGGGGACUGUGUGAUGGCCAGUGCAGAGGUGAAGCAGAGGCUGCAGAGGUCCAUUUUAAGUCGUCAGAGUCUUAAACAAGCCGAGACUCAACGAGAGAUGGCCCAUAUCUCUGAGCUAAAUUUACAGCAUGAGCAUCCAAACACACCUCCAUUUUCACAACACAGAAGAAAGCAGCUGAGGAGAACCGUGCUAUCAGCUAGCUUCUGCAGAUAUAAUACCUGCUUUUGGGGAAUAUUCAUUUACACACAGUCUCCAUUUUCCUCUGAAUUUGUUCUGAAGCCCAAAAACAAGAGCUCUUCAUUCAGCAGCAAGAAUCCUCUUCACAACUCGUUCCGCAGCAGCAGUAACCUCCUCGCAUGUCAGUGCUCUCCACCUUCAGAUCGGUCCGAUCACACGUCGCUGCUGCAGGACUUCAGCGUACAUACGCACCCUCAGAUGGACAGGAAUCCGAGCUUCAUCGGGCCGUUGAAGAUGUGGAUCCAGGCUCCUGUCACUGUCCCACGUGAAGACAUGUUACACCACGCCAUCUUACUGGAACAAGUGUACAUGGAUACAGCCGUGUUCACCAAUCCUCACCUGGCCGUCGUCCCGGCAGUGUGUAUCAGUGUGAGCCAGCACAGGCCGAUACAGAGAUGUCAUUCACAGCCUCUGAUCCUUAGCAAACAGCCGAGGAGAUUUCAUCAGCAUCACUGCUUACGAUUACCAGGGAAACCCUCACACACAUAUUCAAUCCCACAGAGCCUGUGUGUAAUCCCCUGUGAACAGCACCACCCAGUGGUGGAGGAGAGAACAGCAGUGCAGGAGAAGGAGAAAGUUUGGUUUACGGCUGGAGAGGACUACAGCAUGAGUCUCCAGAGCGAGUUCUGUGAAGAACCCAGAAGCAAUGAGUCGGGUUGCUCAUCACACCUGUCUCCCAGCGAUAAGUGGCAGCGCAGACAAGCUUUCAGAAUGCACAACAGAUCACAUCAGCCAGUGGCACACACCCUCUCCUCUCCUCCCGCCUACAUCCUGCCUGACACUGCUGACUCCGCCCCUGACCACGCCCACAGCACAGGUGACAACAUAGAGCACAGCACAGGGCUGGUGUAUGACCCACAUAUGCUGAAGAAGGAGUGUAUCUGUGGUAAGAGCAGCUGUGACCUUAAGCAUGCUGGGAAAAUUCCAAAGGUGUUAGUGAGACUGCAUGAAUGUGGAGUCAGUCAUCAGUGUAAGUGGAUCACAGGCAGCAAGUGCAGUGUGGAGAUGCCUUAUCAGACCAACACUUCAGCAGUGACGAUGGCAGCAAACUGUGUAAUAGAGCUCGUGCUGCUCGUGGCAGAGGGUCGGCUGAGGAACGGCUUUGCAAUAGUACAACCACAUGGACAAGAUGCCUCACACUCAUCCCCCUCUAAGUCAAUGAAUAGUUUUAAUCCAGUAGCACUUGCUGCUGAACAGCUCCGGAAAACACAUAAUAAGAGAAAGAUUCUCAUUCUUGACUGGGAUUUUCAUCACUGUGAUAUCACUCAGGAAAUGUUCUACACAGACCCGAACGUUCUCCACAUCUCUCUGCAUCGCGGCGACGGCAUGCCCAGCGCUGUGAGAGGACGAGCUGAUGAAGUGGGCUCGGGUGAAGGAGAAGGUUUUAACGUCAACGUGGAAUGGUUAUGUGGAAUGGACCCACCCAUAGGAGACGCAGAAUACUUGGCAGCAUUUAGGACGGUGAUCAAGCCGAUUGCUCAGCAGUUCUCCCCUGACGUCAUCCUGAUUUCCACCGGGUUUAACACCGUCGACGGUCAUCCAUCGUCUCAGGGAGGACUGAGAGUAUCCGCGAAAUGUUUUGGGCUCCUCACUCAGAACCUGAUGGAGCUCUCCGGAGGUCGCGUGGUCGUGGUGUUAGAGCGAGAUCAUGACGUUACGGCCGUGUGUGAGGCGUCUAAGGCGUGUAUUAACGCUCUGUUAGACAACAAGGUUGCGUCUCUGUCGGAGGACGUCCUGAUGAAGAAGCCGUGUGCUGCAGCAGUUCAUUCUCUAUACAGAGUUCUGCAGAUCCACAGUCAGUACUGGUCAUCUGUGAGAGCUCUGACACACACCGUAGGUGAGUCGUGGUUACAGGCUGAGAGGAAACAUUCAGCGCACACGGACACGGCCUCAGCCCUCGCCUUGCUCAGCAUGACCACCCCGAAUUACACCGGGUUCGGUUGUGGAGGAACCGAGCCGGUGGAGCACGACGAGGACGAGGACGGAACUCCAACGUGACCUGAUCGAGGCGAGACGAGACAACGGACCAAACGCAGAAACCUGAAACUCUCCAGGUUGUUUCCUUAUUUCUGAAGCUCUGGAAAAAAUAUCCAUUUUUUACCCGUUUUAUAUUUUAUACCCAUAUUUCUUAUGGGCUAGAGACAAAAAAGAGCUUCUAUACACACACACACACACACACACACACACACACACACACAUUAAUUAUUGUGUUGUUUUAUUGCUUGGAUAGUUUUGUGUUGUUUUUGACUUUUUUGGAAAUUUUUUUUACAGUUUUUAUUAUUUUUAAUUAAAGGUCAAAAAAUAGAUUUUUCAUGGCAUUAGCAGAAAUUCAGUCCAUUAAAAUAUGAAGAAAAUUAAAACACACUUUUACUGUUAGUAUUUGCUUUACUUAAUUUUACAUAAACAAAAUCAAAGUAUUAAAAACAAAUUUAUUUAGAUUUCUACUGUGUUCUCAUUUAUGUUUUAAAACUUCUUAAAAAAGAAUUUUAUCUGAAAUACUAUCCAAGUUAUGGCUUAAGGACAAAAAAAAAAUCCUAAAAAUAUGCCUUGAUUCAUUUGUAUUUGUUUUUUUUUACUAUUUUUGUAAAAGAUUAAUUUGCACACUCGGUUUAUUAUUAUUUUAUUUAUAGUUGAUGUUGUAGUGUGGAAGUUUUUUUAAGGAACUUUGUGUGGACGCUUAUUAACAACUUUUAUUUGUAUAAUUCAUAAAAAAAGAAAUAGAUAGAGUACACAAAUAUAUAAUGUAUAAAAACUGGAGAAAAAAUCUUUAUUAUUUUCUUAUUAAUUUCUGAAUAGACACUGUAAGUCUUUAAUGAAUUAAAAAUAAUUCACUUUAUAUUUACAUGAACUUCCUCGCAGUAAUUUUAUUUUAAUUAAAUGUAAAUUUUAUUUUAAUUUUAAUCUCGUCCUUUAGAUGCCUUUUCAAAGACCUCCAUGUGCAAUUUUUUUCAAUAUUUGGAAUUUUAAAUUAUAUUUUUAGGCUUUACAUGUGACACACGAGACCCAAACCUAUUAUAUAUUUUAUAUUUUAUAAAACCUCUGUAAAAUUUUACUUGACGGGCAGCAAGGAUUUAAAUUAUUUAAUUCAGAAUUUUGUCUUUGUUUUUGUGACAUUUUGUAGUGAUUUCUGAUUUACUCUGAUACUUUAGCUUCGACCUUUGCGUUGUAAAGUGACCUUGAGUGUCCUAAAUAAAAUGUCGUUAUUAUUACUACACAAAGGUUUUUGUUUUGUGACAUUGAAUAAAAAUAUUUCGAACUGCA
Molecule: messenger RNA, 5054 nt
Organism: Pangasianodon hypophthalmus (striped catfish)
Lineage: Eukaryota; Metazoa; Chordata; Actinopteri; Siluriformes; Pangasiidae
Gene: hdac7b
Product: histone deacetylase 7b
Exons: 22
Coding region: 1569-3791 (740 amino acids)
Biological process (GO): chromatin organization
Cellular component (GO): histone deacetylase complex
Molecular function (GO): histone deacetylase activity
Source: RefSeq, a predicted model, not a curated record